Molecule: messenger RNA, 1863 nt
Organism: Naegleria gruberi
Lineage: Eukaryota; Heterolobosea; Eutetramitea; Acrasida; Naegleriidae
Exons: 3
Coding region: 1-1863 (620 amino acids)
Biological process (GO): protein refolding; cellular response to unfolded protein
Cellular component (GO): cytoplasm
Molecular function (GO): misfolded protein binding; ATP hydrolysis activity; ATP binding
Source: RefSeq, a predicted model, not a curated record
AUGAAAAAAGCUGGCGAGUAUGCUGGCCUAAAAAUUGCAAGAUUCAUACAUGACACCUCUGCAUCUUGUUUCCAAUAUCUUUGGAAGGAACAUGGAGAGAGGAGGGUUUUCCUAUUUGACUUGGGAAGGAGUGGAUGUUCUGCAUCGAUAAUGAUUGUAGAAAGUGACAUUUUUGAGACUAGAACGAGUGAAGGAUUCUCUAAUGUUGGAGGAUCAUUAUUGGACGAAAGUCUGGUUAAUUAUUGUUGUGAACAAUUUUACAAAUCAUUCAAAAAACAUUUACAAGAAAAUCCAAUUUCAAUGAGGAGACUGAAUUUGGCAUGUGAAGAAGCAAAGAAGAGACUUUCGAAUGAAUUAGAAACAAAAAUCAGUCUUGAAUCUCUUAUGGAUGGAAAUGAGUUUGAGAUUACAAUAACCAACACGGCUCCUCCACAGCCAAAGCGCACUCGUAAAAAGAAGGCCGAUAUUAAGAAGAGCAUGGUGAAUGCUAAUGCAUCAACAACAUUCAAAGCUGCAUUGAAUGUUGUUGUGCAACAUGCAUCUGCAUCAUCAAAUGUUGCUCACAAGCAGACUUCUGCAAGCACCACCACAACAGGUAAAGCAACAUCUAAAAAUUCAAAUCGUAGGAAAAGAGCAAAGAAACAAGCACCUCCACAACAACCAGAAUCAACUCCACCAUCUGUGUCCAAUAAUAAUAAUGAUGGCACAAGCAUGAAUGCUCUCCUUUUGGAUGAGAACAGAAAGAGAGAUAUUAUUCAUUUUGUCACAUCUACUUUGGAUGUGCCAAGAAAGAUGGAUACCAAGAAACUUCUCAAAAUGGUUCACAAAAGAUUCAAGUUGAAUUAUUCACAAUUGAGUCCUCAAAUGUUGGUUUAUCAAAUUUUACAUCCCACUUUAUUUUUCUAUCAGACCCUUGAAAAGGAAACUCUUGAGGGUGGUUCUGUAAAGAAGGUUUUCACUCUUCAUUAUGAUCCAGACAGAAUUUACAAAUUACCAAAUUUGAAGAAGAGAAAAUAUAGACAUGUUUGGAGAUUUAAUAAUGUCAAAUCUGGAAAGAGACCUUUGGGGGAUGGAAUGAAAUUCCAAAAACCAUUGGAAGCUUAUGAACUUCCUGAUAAGAUUAAGAAUCAAACACUUUAUGCACCAAGUAAUUUAAUUAGACAAACUUUGAGACAACUACACACUACAUGCACUGAAAAACUUGAUUAUGAUGUAGAGCAUCAUGAAAGAGCUGAUGUUAGAGAGGAAGCAAAGGUCUUAAAAGAAGCAUGUGAAGCAUUUCUUUUAAGUAAAUACGACUAUUUAAUUGCAUACGAAUAUCAUCUUCCUUCUCAUUACAAAGGAGAUGUAAUUCUUGCUAAACUUCGUAAUGAUGGAAAGAUUGAUAUUUUGGCAUUGGAAGCAAAGCAUAUUAACUAUUCACCAGAUGUGGUUUGGAGAAAUCAAAAACGAAAACUUCAAAAACUCAGAGAACAAGUUACGAGAUGUGGCAACAAUGCCUCUCACUAUUUGACUGAAAUUCUUGAAUGGGAUACAGAUUCGAUUGGUACAAUCAAACCAUUUGGAGUUUACAAUGGCCAAAAUGGAGAGCUCAGAGAUCACACAAAGGAUCUCAUUGAACCAGAACAUUUUGAGCAAACAACAAGAUUGGAUUCAGAAGUACCUGUAACAAGCACUACUACUAACCAAGGAAAUGGCUCAUUCUGGGGAGCACUUGCUGUUGUUGGGGCAGUUUCUUUAGGAGCCAUGUAUGUAGCUACCAAUAAUAAUAACCCUCCCAAUCAACAACAACAACAAAUUCAACAACAAGGAAGAAGAAACAAUGAAAAUGAAGAAAGCCAACAAGAAUGCUUAAUUAUGUAA